Molecule: messenger RNA, 462 nt
Organism: Penicillium manginii
Lineage: Eukaryota; Fungi; Ascomycota; Eurotiomycetes; Eurotiales; Aspergillaceae
Product: MFS nicotinic acid transporter Tna1
Exons: 2
Coding region: 1-462 (153 amino acids)
Cellular component (GO): membrane
Molecular function (GO): transmembrane transporter activity
Source: RefSeq, a predicted model, not a curated record
AUGAAUGCCGAUAUAGAAAACCCCUCGACAGUGCUAGUGGAGGAAUUUAACUCUUCGCCUAAGCCGUAUGCCGAAAGAGAGUCCGGGGGUAAAUAUAAAUUUCCACCUACAUACACUCCUGAAAUAGAACUGCAAAUCCUACGAAAAAUGGAUAUCCGGCUUCUUCCAAUGCUUGCAGUCUUGUAUUUUCUUGCUUUCCUCGAUCGCGGUAAUAUUGGGAAUGCAAAAAUUGAGGGGCUACUUGACGAUUUUUAUAUGUCAGGGCAACAAUAUAGCUGGUGCUUGACGGUCUUCUUUUUUGCCUACUCCAUAUUCGAACUGCCUAGUAAUUCGACCUUGAAGAAAUUUGAGGCCCUCGAGAUAGCUGCCCCUUCUUAUGAUAGCCUGGGGCAUUGCUAUGGUAAGUCUGCUUUCGUUGUGACCCAGUUCAAGGGAAGCCCAUGGCCUUACCGGGAGAAUUGA